Dendronephthya gigantea is the source of this 1315-nucleotide messenger RNA. Its product is annotated as core-binding factor subunit beta-like. Gene Ontology annotation, molecular function: sequence-specific DNA binding; transcription coactivator activity. Bases 23 to 634 code for a protein of 203 amino acids. Gene Ontology annotation, biological process: regulation of transcription by RNA polymerase II. The record is from RefSeq and is a predicted model, not a curated record. Gene Ontology annotation, cellular component: nucleus; core-binding factor complex. NCBI's taxonomy places the organism in Eukaryota, Metazoa, Cnidaria, Anthozoa, Malacalcyonacea, Nephtheidae. The transcript is spliced from 4 exons.
GCGGAUCUGCCGUCAGAAGCUCAUGAAACGUGCCGAGGGAACAAAGGGGAGAUAUCGAAGAGAAGACGUAAAGUUUUCACUGUUAAUGAUCAAAAUGCCGAGAGUUGUGCCUGACCAAAGAAGCAAAUUCGAGAACGACGAAAUGUUUCGCAAACUUUCGCGUGAAUCUGAGGUCAAAUACACCAUGCACAGAGAUAGACCGCAAGCAGAACGCAUUCAGCACUUUCAGAACGACUGCAGAGAAGGCCGAAUAAACGCCUCCUUUGUUGCAACUGGAACGAACAUCUGCCUAUUUUUUCCGAAGCCCGACAACAUGCUAUCAUCUCCAUUUAUAAACUUCGAACAGGAACCAGGAAAGGUUCAUAUUCGAAGUUCAUUUAUUAUGAAUGGGGUUUGUGUGUACUUCAAAGGCUGGUUCGACCUCCAUCGACUGGACGGUAUUGGUUGCUUGGAAUUUGACGAAACGACAGCGCAGGUUGAGGACAAACUGAUGCGGGAAACACUGGCUCGUGCGAGGAUAAAACUCGCUGAAUUCGAAGAGAAGCAACGCGCGUGGCGGGAAGACAAACCAGAUGGUACGGUAGGGCUUCGUGAUCUAGUUCCAUUUCACUGUGCUUUACUUCAAAACGAAUAAUUAGCCAAUAAAAGUCAUUCUAGCUUUGUUUUCCAUUCUCUCAGCUCUUCUUGGGCAACCAAGACAGGCGUAAAGGCGAGCUUGCUCGCGCUGACAAGUCAAUUUGAUUGAUGCAAGAGAUUGCGCCAACGCUACGACAAAUUCGUGCUGGUGACAGGCUGGGAUGACGUGCAACGGAAAGCUUACCGCUCGUUCCCCACCAGACAGCGUGGUGCUAAGAAGAACCUUGCUCAAAAUCUGGAAGUUCUUGUUCUAUUUUUGAGGAAGUCUAUCUAAUACCGCAUAUGAAACUGGACACUAUCAGAACUCAAUAGUUUAAACCAACAAAACAACUGUUUUCGAAUGUCUCUAAAGAACAGCGUGAUAAUAGUGCGGAUGUGAUUUGGCCAAAAAUUUUUAAGACGUUUUAUUCUGUAGAUAGCAUUUUGUAAAGCAAUGUAUUAAAUUAUAAUGUGUUAACGUAUUUGAUGUGUUUAACUUAGUUGUCCACUCAAGUAAAGAGCCUACCUGGUUGAGCUUGGAAUGUUCAGGUACAUUACAAGAAUAUUUUAUGCCUACCAUUAAGGAUUCUAGUGACAAUACCUUUAGUUAGAAAUAAUAUAUAUGUCAUAUGUAUGAUGUUUGUAAAAUAAAUCCUAGGCUUUUUAACUGUGCAUAGCAUUAAAAAUGUAUUAAAAACUG